GUGUGGUGGUGGAGGAGGUUUUGUCAAGUUGUGCACACUUCCCAGUGUUCCCCAGCUGAGUGCGUGCCAAGAAAGCGUUUGUGAGCAAGGAAAUGUGGACGGACUAAUGGUGUUUUUACGUGAGCUAGUUUGAAGGAUACACUGAAAACGGUUUCUUUGACGAUCAAAUGCGCAACAUGGAUGACGACGAUGGAUAUACGUUUGAGGCGAUUCUCGAAUACCCUAAAAUUCUGCUCAAUAUCAUUCGUUCAGUUCGGGUGCUCAAGAAACGCGCAGCAUUGGAGAUAUCCCUUGAAGGAUUAAGGUUCAUCUCCGAGGAAGAUAAAUGCAUUCAAGUAGUAGCCCUCCUCGAAGAGCAGCUCUUCAAACAGUUCGAUUUUCGGGCACACGACAGCGUCAUGUUUGAAAUUUCGCUCGAUCACCUCGAGCAGUGUCUAAAUCUGUUCGGGUCAUCAUCUUCAUAUUCAACUCUUAAAGUCGUUUAUCCUGGCCGCAACAAUUCGUUCGUGCUGUUUAUCGAAGACGGAGGAGUAUUCAGCGAAUGCGAGCUCGCAACAUUCGAAUGCGAAGAUUUUAUUGAGGUGGAAACAUUGGGCGACAUUGUGACGAGAGUGUUAUUCAACUCCGACUUGUUAAAGGAAAUAUGGGCAGAGAUGGAUCAUACUGCAUCGAUACUGAAAUUUUCUAUUGGCAAUGAAAAAGUAGCGCUGUCCACUGCGACAAUGAAAAUUGAAGUUGGACAGCAUUCAGAAGCGGUUGUCCUCUUUGAAAGCAAGCAUGAUCAAGACCUCAAGUACAAUAUGAAGGUGCUCAGAGCUACACAAAAAGCUUUGAAUUUAUCGUAUAAGUCGUUAAUUCGUUUUGCCGUAGAUGGAACCGUAGCAAUGCAGUUUCUACUUAAAACAGAUGCGGGACCGGACUGUUGUGUCGAGUUUCUUUGUAAGGCAUUGCAGUUUAUCGAGGAGGAUAGCGACUUGCUAUAAAUAUCUAUGUGGACUACUGAAUCAACCGAAACGUGGGCCAUGUUUAACUCAAAUUAAUUAUAAUAUGAUAAUUAGAUUAAUAACCAUUCACGCUGUAUGUAUAUAGAUAGAGCAGGUGCGAGAAAGACAAAUGUGAUAAGUGUGCGCAGCUGGAAGGUUAUUAACCCGGAUCUGGAACAUGCCACUACGAAAUCUUUUUUUGUAGAAUGCUUUUUUCGUACAGACGACAGGUUACUUACAUAGACAUGCAUUAACAAGUGAACAAAUCAUUACGAAUCGCAAGCAACUAGGUGUGGGCGUCUGUUAUCGCAUCGAUUAACAGUUAUAAUAUGUAAGAUAUUUUCUCCGUUUAUCAAGACAGCCUUUUCUGCCUUUUAGAUACAUCUGCGAGAACAACUUUUAUCACAGAUGGCACAGCACUAUCUGCUUCGUUGUAAUGUAUUAUUUUACUGAAACGCAAUAUAACAAACAUAAAUAUCUUAUCAGCUCCAUGAAAUCUAUUAUUGUCUCGUCAUUUCUUUGUUGCUGCUCCCUUCUAGACUUUCAUACCUGCGUGAUUGUAAAAACGUGUAUGACAGAUCAGUUAUCCUGGGCCGAUAGUUGAUAACGGACAGCUCCCUUUUGAUUUUCAAUUCAGCUGUUGACUUCUCCAUCCGCACAGCGCCGUGUUCGUGGGUCUGUCCUAUUUCUGUGAACGAAAUUAUAAAUGAUAGUGCACGAUAUAGGGUGCAUGGAAGAGUAACCCGUUUUAUAAAAUUAACAAACAGGAAUGUUGAGUCUUCAAAGUCUUGUUUUUAAACAACAUAAUUUGUUUGCUAGUGGAAGAGCUGAACUUGGUGUUCGCACGCGGCGACAUCUCCUGUGCUCGUGCGAUAAGUCAGGGAAAUGCCGUCGCCGCUUUGACAGGCCCUGGCGUGAAACAACGUCGGCUAAUGACAAAGCUUUUGCGCUCAAUGGCUUACGUAGGAGCGGUUGAGAAAUGGAAGCGGGCCGGCGUCGCCUUCGAGUAUAUAUAUCUAAUGUAUUUUUGCUUCGUUGACUUUGGUCGCAUUCUCAUAGCGCUCAUAAGGCGAGCAUUGUUCGAUGUCUGCGUGUUGUUACUCAUGUGAUAUCAGCUGUGAACCUA
Messenger RNA from Varroa destructor (honeybee mite), 2109 nucleotides. RefSeq names its product RAS oncogene family member Rab30 (gene Rab30). NCBI's taxonomy places the organism in Eukaryota, Metazoa, Arthropoda, Arachnida, Mesostigmata, Varroidae. The record is from RefSeq and is a predicted model, not a curated record. Gene Ontology annotation, molecular function: GTP binding; GTPase activity. Gene Ontology annotation, cellular component: nucleus; checkpoint clamp complex. Gene Ontology annotation, biological process: DNA damage checkpoint signaling; DNA repair.